GGACCCUGCACUUCAGAUCCUUUCCUCCUUAGAGCAUAUCAACCGGAAUAGCCUCACACCGUGCCAAUCCCUUCUACCUGCAACAUGUUUCCUUUUGUGUUGUUCGGAUUCCAUUUUUGCGACACGCAUCUGCCCGGGUUACGUGCUAUGCGUUGAAUACAUAGCAUGAAGUCCCUCGCAAACGAGAACUGAUCAACGCACUGGAGAGCAUCCGGGCUGUGAGGGCGGUGGUUAGCCGUCAAGGGCAUCAUGUGACUUUGUUGUGGAACUGACAAAGUCUCGGAUCGGCCAUCAAGUGCCAGCCGGUCUAUUGUCGAUGGACGCCAUCACCAUCACCAAGCGCGCACAUGACCGCCCGCUAUACUCAUCGAUAAGCGGGCCUGUCUUUUGGGAAGUACCAGCAUGUGAUUUGAAAGAUGGUCCAGGUCGCCUUUGUAGAUCCGGCCGGAUAUGAGCCGCCCUCAUGCUUCCGGCUUCACUGGACCCUUCUCGUAAAUACAUGCCAUCGUUGUUUCGUUGCACUAGCCAGUCGAACCGGAUUUAGCCACAGAAAAGGUGUAGAAAAAACAAGGCUCGUAAAUGAGCAUCUCUAUUGCAUCGCAUGCGCGUUCCGAAUGUUUUUAUCCGCCCUCAACCUCAUGUAGCACUGUGGACAAAAACGCCAAAAGCUCCUUGUGUGCGCCUCUCGCCGUACAAGAUCCGCCACCGCCGCCCCCUCCGUUCCAGAUGACGAUGAGACGUUAAAAAGAUGGAAAGCUUCGCGUAAAAAAAAAAAAAAAAGAAGAGAGCAGUAGCGGG
Messenger RNA from Gaeumannomyces tritici R3-111a-1, 798 nucleotides. RefSeq lists its product as hypothetical. The transcript has a single exon. The coding region runs from base 417 to 644 and encodes 75 amino acids. NCBI's taxonomy places the organism in Eukaryota, Fungi, Ascomycota, Sordariomycetes, Magnaporthales, Magnaporthaceae. The record is from RefSeq and is a predicted model, not a curated record.